GCUGCUGCUGCUGCUGCUGCUGUAUCACCACCACAACAAAAAUUAUUAGCAUCAUCAUCAUCAUCAUCACCUAUGAACAGCAAUACUUCAUCCGCAUCCCCAUCUGCCCGGUCUUCUUCCUUGUCCAACAAUAGCAAUUACGUGCAACAACAGCAAACUAAAUCACCACCGUUACCUGAAAGAAGAAAACAGCAGCAGCAGCCUGUAGCACAGCAACAGCAACCAAGAAACGAGCCUGCAGAAACAGCAGCACCAUCACCAGAGCGACCGCAGUCAUCAUUAUUCAGUCGAUUCAUUAAAAAGAAACCUUUAACCCCUGACGUUCCACCGCCACCUCCCCCACGCCACGAAGAGACACCGAAACGGUCCAAAGUGCCUCCGCCAGUGCCACCACGACAAAUUUCGCCACAACUCUCUACUGGCACCAGCACAACAGGAACACCCCCUCCACCGCCACCAAGACGUGCUAUUCAACAGCAGCAGCAGCAACAACAAGAAAAGGAAAUGGAGGAGGAAGAAGAAGAAGAAGAUAGGGACGAAGAACAAGUUCAAGUACCCACUGUUGUGAUUGAAGAUGAAGCCACACGCGCAUUUGCAGCCGAUAUCAAAUUUAAUACCCCUCCAUCCACGUAUUCUAAACCAAGCUAUUAUGACGACAAUCCUGAACUGCUCGUAUCACUUACCAACGACGCCUUACGAUUUGACAAUGGACCAUCCAUGAUGCCUUCAGCAAGCACACCUACCGGCUACACCCACCAUCAUCAACGAUCUGCCACAGCAUCAGCAUCAUCAUCACCACUAACGCAUCAUGAUGAUAUGAAUGGAUUUAGCGCCUCUGCAGCGGCCGCUAGUAGCAAUAAUCCAUGGUCACUUACACCCAUGGAUUUCUCACGUAUGGCUUCUACUAGCUCGCCUCUCCUCAAGUCUGGUGGUGGCGGCAACAACAACAACAAUAGUGGCAAUAGCAACGGAAUGGCAAAUGGUCGACCCAAGGUGUCGGUAUCCGAGAUUGAACCCUCGAAACGCACGGCGUUUGCAGAUCUGAUCGAGAGCUGGAAUGGCGUCAAGCGAAAGAACACACCCAAGGAUCCGAUGGUGCAGGAUGAUCAGUUCUUCACGCGUGUAGCGGCCGAACAACGGGAUAUUGGAUUUGCUGGCAUCGAGGCUGCUGUGGAUACGGACGACGACGAGGAAGAAGAAGAAGAAGAAGAAAAAGAAGACUCUUAUCAUAAUCGUAGUAAAUACAACGGAAUGAUGAAUGGUAGCAGCAGUAGUGGCGAUGCUCAUAGAGAAGUAGAUUGGGAUAUCCAAGACAACGAUAACCCGUGGCGUUAGUUAGCCUCAAAACCCUAUUAUUCUUGUUUUUGUUCUUUCUUUUUGAUUCUCCCCUUUAUUCCCCUGAUUGUCACAAGUACAUAAAUAGAAUCCUUUUACUUUGGGG
Zychaea mexicana is the source of this 1441-nucleotide messenger RNA. RefSeq lists its product as uncharacterized. Bases 73 to 1335 code for a protein of 420 amino acids. Lineage: Eukaryota; Fungi; Mucoromycota; Mucoromycetes; Mucorales; Lichtheimiaceae. The transcript has a single exon. The record is from RefSeq and is a predicted model, not a curated record.